GUCAGUGUCAUUCUUACAGGAAUCUGUCUGGUGGUUUCCUGUAAAUCAUGUGACUAGCUCUACCCCUGACAUCAUUCCUCUCUUAAAGGAUGAAAACUACUUUCACUUUUACUCCUAGUCCUGCAGCAGUCCAGCCAUGGCUGUUCUCAGAGAUCUGCUGCUCUUCUACUGUCUGCUCUGGAGGACCACAGGACAGCUGGACGUGGUGGUAGGACCUGAGGAGGACGCCGUGCUGCAGUGUCAGAGUCCUGCUGAGGGGAAGAUCUCGGUGCUGAAGUGGAGCCGACCCAACAGGAACUCUGACGGCUACGUCUACUUCUACCGGAACAACCGCUGCUUCCACAGCUACCAGCAUCCUCGCUUCCACGGCCGAGUGGAGCUGAGACGACCGGACAUGAAGAACGGAGACGCAACCCUGAUCCUGAGGAACGUCACUGAGCAGGACGCCGGGAUCUACGAGUGUUACACGUCUGUGAAGAACCUGGAAAGAAGCAAGAGGUCCUCAGUGGAGACGAGCCAGUUCAUCAACCUGACGGUCACCGGUGAAACACGUCAAACUGCAGAGAAGCUGGAGUUCAUCGUAGAAGAACCUGAAGGAAACCCUCAGGAUGCAGUAACCGUGGGAACCAGUGUCCCCCUGGUCGCUGUUGUUGUUGUUGUUGCUGUUGUUGCUUUUGUUUGUGUUCUAGGAUUUGUGAGUCUCUGGAAAGUAAAAAGACGUAAACAACAGAGUGUUCAAAAUCAUUCAGACUCAGAGGAAGAGUCCAUGUUUCCUGGAAAAGCGUAAAUAAUCAGGGCUGACCAUGAAAAAAUAGGAAAAAGCAGGUGAAAAUAUAAUAUAAAUAAAACAUCUAUGGCACGUGACCCUCUGGAGGCCCGUGGUCCAAAAGUGGUCCUCCAGAGGGUCCAAUCCGGCCCUCAAAGUGUAAAAAUUACAGAGAAGACAUUAACUACAGAUUGUAAAUCAGUAAAACUAUAAAUUUAAAAUCAUUUCUAGACCAUGACAAGUUGUUUGAUCACAAAGUAAAAUACUAGAUUGUUUCUUUGUUCUUUUGUCGUUGUGUCUCCUGUUUGUAAUAUUUUGUCUGUUUUUGUUGUUUUGCAUUUCCUCUUUGUCUCGUUUGUGUUUUCUUGUUUAUUGUUUUGUUGUUUUGUUCAUUUUCUUGUUAUUUUUUUGUCUAGUUUUGUCCAUUUUUCUGUGCUUUUUAAUUUUUUUGCCAUAUUUUCUGUCUCUUUUUUGUUUUGGCUAUUUGUCUCAUUUUUGUAAUAUUUUGUCUUGUUUUUGCUGUUUUUUGUCUUUUAUUUUCUCAUGUUUUGUCAUUUUGUUUCUCAUUUUUGUUGUUUUGUUUCUCGUUUUUGUUGUUUUGUGUUUCCUCUUUGUCUUGCUUGUGUUUUUUGGUCAUUUUUUUGUCGCUUUGUAACUUUUUUGUUGUUUUGUUUUUGUUGUCCUUUUGUCUUUUUGUCAGAUUUUUGUCAUUUUAAUGAGAAAGUAAAAUACUUUAUGGUCUACAGCUUCUAUGAAAUCUGUCUGUGAAACUGUGCACUUUCUUAUCUAUCCCAUACAUGGAUUUUAUUUUAUUGCACUUAUUUAUUCAUCAUCUUAUCAUCAUAGUCAAUGUUCACUUGGAUGUUUUAGUGGGAAACAAAUCCAGCAGUCGUUUUAUGAAGCGAUAAAACACCGUCAUGCUAACUUUGCAUUCUGCCUGUGAGCUUUAACUUGAAUCCUUUCACACAUUUAUUUUGCAUGAGGUUCAAAACAUGUCCAGAAAGACAACAAGAAAGUUUAAUUAAUUAGAAAAUUAUUAUUAUUAAAAAACACGACCACAAGAAUCUGGAAAUCUUUCAAGAUGACUCAAAACUGGUAGAAAAGGAUUCAAAGUUUGGUCCAAAAUGUCCCAAAACGUCUUAAAAAUGAUUCCAAAUUGGUCCACAGUGACCAAGAAAGUUCCUAAAAUGAUGCAAACUUUACUACAGCUGCUGUACUUUUCCCUCAGAAAGAUUCCUGUCUGCACUGAAAAAUGCACCUUCUGCUUAAAUGAACACUGUUUGUGACACUGUGAAGACAACAACAUGAAUGUAUGAAUAAAAUAAGCUCCAUGAUCAUGAA
This is a messenger RNA of Acanthochromis polyacanthus (spiny chromis), 2107 nucleotides long. RefSeq names its product coxsackievirus and adenovirus receptor homolog. Gene Ontology annotation, biological process: negative regulation of T cell proliferation; immune response; positive regulation of T cell proliferation. NCBI's taxonomy places the organism in Eukaryota, Metazoa, Chordata, Actinopteri, Pomacentridae. Gene Ontology annotation, cellular component: external side of plasma membrane. The record is from RefSeq and is a predicted model, not a curated record. The transcript is spliced from 3 exons. Bases 137 to 787 code for a protein of 216 amino acids.